Neltuma alba is the source of this 1760-nucleotide messenger RNA. RefSeq names its product scopoletin glucosyltransferase-like. Gene Ontology annotation, molecular function: UDP-glucosyltransferase activity. Lineage: Eukaryota; Viridiplantae; Streptophyta; Magnoliopsida; Fabales; Fabaceae. The transcript is spliced from 2 exons. The record is from RefSeq and is a predicted model, not a curated record. The coding region runs from base 41 to 1492 and encodes 483 amino acids.
ACGUAUAGUAGCCGCCAUAGCUUUGAGCUUUCCCCGCAACAUGAAUAGUGAUAAUGGACGACGCCUUUCUCUGCACAUAUUCUUCUUCCCUUUCCUGGCUCACGGCCACAUCACCCCUAUGCUUCACUUGGCCAGACUAUUUUCAUCCAGAGGGGUGAAAGCCACCGUGAUCACCACCCCUCUCAACGCUUCUCUCAUUCCACACGCCGGCGACGUUCACAUUCAAACCAUCGAUUUCCCUUGCCCUCAAAAAACCGUUUUGCCCCAGGGAUGCGAGAAUCUCCAUUCCGUUCCCUCCCAAGAUCUGAUUCCCGCGUUCCUCAAAGCCACCGCCAUGCUUCGUGAACCGCUGGAGCAAGCCUUGUCACAGUGUGCGCCGCACUGUAUCGUCGCCGAUAUGAUGUUCCCUUGGGUCACCCGUUCUGCUGCAGAGUUUGGGAUUCCGGUGCUGGUGUUCAAUGGCUCUGGUUUCUUCACCUUGUGUGCCGUCGAGUGCAUGAGCCUAUACAGGCCUUACGAGGACGUUUCGACGGACUGGGAUGCCUUUGUGAUUCCUAGCCUUCCCGGUGAAAUCAAGAUGACGAGAACUGAAGUGGGACAUUAUGUGAUGAGGAACGAGGAGCCUGAAACGAUGAAGUUCUUUGAAGCUUCCGAGGAAUCUAAUGCCGAGAGCUAUGGGGUGCUUGUUAAUAGCUUCCACGAACUGGAGCACGAUUACGUCGAGUAUUGCCGGAAGGUGCUGGGAAAGAAGGCGUGGCACGUAGGCCCUGUUUCUCUGUGCAGAAGGCACACUGAUGGUAAAAGAGAAAGAGAGAGCGAAGAAUCCAAUGCGAAACACGAGUGCCUGAAAUGGCUGGACACAAGGGAACCCAGCUCAGUGGUUUACGUAUGCUUCGGAAGCUUAACAAGCUUCCCAAAAUCUCAGCUGAGAGAGAUUGCCAAGGGGCUAGAAGCCUCAGGCCAUCAAUUCAUAUGGGCGGUGGCCACAAGCACCAAAAGCAAUAAUAACAGAGACGAAGACGAAGAAGAAUGGCUACCUGAUGAAGGAUACGAGAAAAGAAUAGAAGGUAAGGGACUGAUCAUAAGAGGAUGGGCACCACAAGUGCAGAUUCUUGAACACAAAGCAACCGGAGCGUUUAUGACGCACUGUGGUUGGAACUCGAUGUUGGAAUCAGUGUGCGCAGGAGUGCCAAUGAUAACUUGGCCAAAUUACGCAGAUCAGUUUUACAAUGAGAAGUUGGUGACGAGCGUGCUGAAGAUAGGGGUUGGUGUGGGAGCUAAGAACUGGUCCAGAUUGGAGAGAGAGAGGAUCGAGUGGGAAGCCAUAGAGAAGGCAGUGAGGAGGAUGAUGGAAGGAGAAGAAGCAGAGGAAAUGAGAAAGAAGGCAAAGGAGCUUGCUUGCAAAGCAAGUCAGGCCAUGCAAGAAGGUGGAUCAUCCCUCUCCAGUUUGGAUUCUCUCAUUCACCACUUGAUUUCAAGCUCCCAUCAUUGAUAGAUGCAUCUUUCAUAUCCCAUAUUCAAUAAUGGUUUGUGUGUAAUGUUAUGCUGUUUUAUAUUGCUACAGACAAAUGAUGCCAGCUUAUAUAGCUUGUUCCGUUAGUCAUAGAGGACAGAGUUUUUAUAAAUAUAAAAAACAAAAAAAAUUCAUGGCACUCGUCACUAGAUUUUUUAAGUCCAUGAAGCUGUAGUAGACACAGUAGCCAUGAUCAAUGAUCCAAGCAAGAUCUUUGGUGGUUAAAUAUCCAGGUCAGAAAGUCUUU